Limulus polyphemus (Atlantic horseshoe crab) is the source of this 366-nucleotide messenger RNA. RefSeq names its product twinfilin-2-B-like. Gene Ontology annotation, biological process: barbed-end actin filament capping; regulation of lamellipodium assembly; positive regulation of neuron projection development. Gene Ontology annotation, cellular component: actin filament; myofibril; cytoplasm. NCBI's taxonomy places the organism in Eukaryota, Metazoa, Arthropoda, Merostomata, Xiphosura, Limulidae. The record is from RefSeq and is a predicted model, not a curated record. The transcript is spliced from 4 exons. The annotation marks the transcript as partial. Gene Ontology annotation, molecular function: actin filament binding; actin monomer binding.
UCGACAGAGGGUGUACAAUCUUCCUGUUGUGAUUAAAGUUUAGGUUGGAGUUAGUUUUUAGUACAAUUUAUUUAGGGUAUUAAUAUGUCUCACCAAACUGGUAUUAAUUCUAGUGAAGAACUAAGAACUUUUCUGGGAAAAUGCAAAGAUGGAAGAAUCAGAGUAUUCAAGGUUGGAAUUGAGGAAGAACAAAUGACUCUGCAAGGUUUUAAGGAACCCAGAGGAUCUUGGGAAGAAGAUUAUGAGUCCUUUGUAUGCCAAUUUAUUGAGGAAAAGCAGCCAUGUUAUCUGUUCUACAGACUGGACAGCCAAUCAGAUACAGGAUGUGACUGGGUGCUCAUUAGCUGGUCUCCUGACAACUCUCCG